CCCUCAUUUUUUUUAUUUCCCUAUCUCGUCUUCUUUCUCUGCACCCCCUUGUUCCGUUGUUCGCAAUCCCAUCGUCGUCGUCACCGUAGGAGGCCCAGUAGAUCACCGGACAUGUCUACUGCCCUCAGGUCCUUUCACGUCAGUUCCCAACGCCUUGAAGGUAAAGUUGCUUUGAUAACUGGGGGAGCGUCUGGCAUCGGCGAAACCAUCGUUCGACUCUUCUUAAGCCAUGGAGCCAAAGUUUGCAUUGCUGAUAUUCAGGAUGAGGCCGGUCGGAACCUGUCUGAAUCUCUCGGCGGAGACCAACUCGCCGCCUUCUUCCAUUGCGAUGUCACCAUCGAAGACGAUGUACAGAAUGCCGUGAACUUCACUGCUGCGAAAUAUGGCACCAUUGACAUCAUGGUGAACAAUGCCGGCGUUUCUGGCUCCCGAGUUACCGACAUCCGGAACGCAACAUUCGACGAGUUCAAGAGGGUGUUUGAUGUGAAUGUUAACGGCGUUUUUCUUGGUAUGAAGCAUGCCGCACGUGUAAUGAUUCCUGAAGGCAAAGGCUCCAUAAUCUCAUUGGCUAGUGUGUCAAGUAUUGUGGGUGGAUUUGGUCCCCAUAGCUACACAGGCUCAAAGCAUGCAGUCCUGGGACUCACCAAGAGUGUGGCUGGAGAGCUGGGAAAGCAUGGCAUACGUGUAAAUUGUGUUUCUCCUUAUGCAAUUCCUACAAAUCUCUCAAUGGCUCAUUUCCCUGAGGAAGAGAGGACUGAGGAAGCUCUGAAGGGUUUCCUUGCAUUUGUGGGCAGCCAUGCCAAUCUCAAAGGUGUAGAUGCGAUGCCAGAGGAUGUAGCAUAUGCUGUGCUUUACUUGGCGAGCGAUGAAUCCAAAUAUGUCAGUGGCUUAAAUCUUACAGUAGAUGGAGCAAUUACAUGUGUCAACAAUACUCUUCGUUCCUUCGGUUGAUCUCAGGUUAGCUGAAAAAAAUUAUCAGAAGAGAAGUCCAAUAUUACUAUUUAACUCUGGCUUUAGGUUCAUCUUUUUUAAUAAAUGGAUUGUGGAUUAAUGUGCAUUUCCUAUUCACAGAUCAAAUAUUUGAAAUUAGUGUUAAUAGAUUGCUAAAUACUGUUUCAAAUCAAUGAAUUGCUUGAUCUGGUCUUUAUUCUUUCUUGGUCAAGACUUUUUGGUUUUGAGUAGGAUCACAUUAUAUGUCAAAUCAUUUAUGUUAUAGAAGAACCUUCUCUUUA
This is a messenger RNA of Dendrobium catenatum, 1232 nucleotides long. RefSeq names its product zerumbone synthase. The coding region runs from base 112 to 951 and encodes 279 amino acids. Gene Ontology annotation, molecular function: xanthoxin dehydrogenase (NAD+) activity. The record is from RefSeq and is a predicted model, not a curated record. Gene Ontology annotation, cellular component: cytosol. The transcript has 2 exons. Gene Ontology annotation, biological process: abscisic acid biosynthetic process. Lineage: Eukaryota; Viridiplantae; Streptophyta; Magnoliopsida; Asparagales; Orchidaceae.